Molecule: messenger RNA, 2896 nt
Organism: Acipenser ruthenus (sterlet)
Lineage: Eukaryota; Metazoa; Chordata; Actinopteri; Acipenseriformes; Acipenseridae
Product: CXADR-like membrane protein
Exons: 9
Coding region: 371-1300 (309 amino acids)
Biological process (GO): homotypic cell-cell adhesion
Cellular component (GO): bicellular tight junction; intercalated disc; basolateral plasma membrane
Molecular function (GO): cell adhesion molecule binding
Source: RefSeq, a predicted model, not a curated record
GCUGGUAGACUGCUUGCCAGUUGUAGUGCAUUGGAUAUUGAAGCAACAGAAGCAGGAACCACUCGGAUGCACUGCAAACAGCAUAAUAUAUUAAGGGGCAUGUUUAAAAAAAAUGCAAAGGACGUUUGGGUCUACUUGCUCUUUAGGAGUCUUUGUAAAUGUGAGUUUAAAGAUUUAUACAGAGGAAGCUAAACAGCGGAAGAAGAACUGUUUGCUGUUCGAAAACUAGGUUAUCGUUUCCAAAAAGUUAUUUAUCUUUUUGUUGGAGUCUAUUUUUAACCUUAAACUUGACAGGAAGUUUCAUCACAGCUAUGAUUAUUGCGAAUCUACCAAAGAGGAAAUACUGUUUACAUUUACAAUUAGUUGGAAGAUGUAUCUGUCACUAAUUUUAUUUUGCUUUAUGACUGCUCUGAGUCACAAUAUCCCACAGAUGGAGAGGAAUGCUGGAGGCUGUGUUACUCUGCCCUGCAAAUACAACCGGAGUGCUGUCGAGGGAGCUGAUGGGACUAUUGACAUUGAGUGGACUGUCAGGAAUGUCACUGACCCAGUGAUCUGGCUGUCUGGGGGCAAGGUUUUUAAAAAGGUCCCAAGACUGAGCCCCAGGAUCUCUUUUGUGGCUCACAACAGUACCACUGGAGACGCCUCUGUGCGGAUUAUCUCCCUGACACCAGAAGAUUCUGGGCUUUAUCACUGCAAUGUUCGAAAAGGGGCAUACAUCAAUCUGAUUCUUGUUAAUGUCACAGUUUUAGAUAUGUUUGAUCCAGCUGUCGUUGGUGAAAAUAUCACAGAAAUCCAGAAGAAUGUUGGAGAAAGCGUUAUUCUGCCAUGUGGCUACAACCAGAGUGCAGCUGAGGGAGCUGAAGGGAAUGUUGACAUUGAAUGGAGCAUCAGAAAUCAAACUAACUUCACAGAAACACUGAUCUGCCAAUCUACAGUCUAUAAAAGGAACCCAGGGAUGAGCCCCAGAAUCUCUUUAGUGUCUGACAAUGAUACAACUGGAAAUGCUUCCGUGGCGAUUGUCUCCCUGGCAACAACAGAUUCUGGGCUCUAUCUCUGCACAGUAUGGAAAGGAUGUCACAUCUUGCAUCAGAAUACCGUUAUCGUCACGGUUUUAGUUGGGAAGGCACCAGCAGUGGCUUUGAUAUCACUGUAUGUCUUCAUCACUUUGGCUGUAUGCAUUGUAUUGAUCACUCUUUUGUUUCUGGGAUACUGUCAUUUCAGAAAAAUAAGAAACAACUCUGCAUCAUCCAUGUAUUAUAAGGAAAACGAACUGUAUGAAACUGUCCUACGGCGUAAAUGAUUCAAAGCAGCUCCUCCAGCUGUAUGAAGAGAAUUAACAGGAAAAGGAACAACCAGCAACACCACCAACACAAAAGCUUUGAACUCUGCGUUGCCAUGGUCACCUUGGAACACAAACUCCCUGACAACACUUCCAGUGCUUUACACUAUGCACAACCUACAGCGCAAAGCACUGCAGGGCUGAAAUAGCCACCUUGAAUACACUUUUAAUAUAAGGACCCUUUACAGGGAUGCUUAUCACUGGUAUUGAAGACAGCAGCACAGGCAUCCUGAACUACAUGAACUCUAGUUCUGGCAGUUAUUAAAAGUUCUUAGUAUCAUAAAACUGCUCAGGGGUUCCUUACAAAACAAGGUAGCUCAAGAUCACAUGCAUGGUAGUUGUACUGAAGGCUUAACUAAUUAUUCUCUUCUGUCCCUGCAUGCAUAAUCGUACCAUGUUAGGUUUCCCAUCGAUGCGAUAGUUUAUAAUGCAUGCGUGUUCUUUCAGUGUCCUACCAGGGCAACUUCUCGUACACCAUAGAGUUCACAUUAACACUUUUAAAAAUGUAAAAUCAAACAAUUAGAACCAAAUGCAUUUGAUGGAUAAUAAAUAAGGGGGGGGGGUAAUUGAAAAAUGCUAAUUUGUAUAUCCUGUUUGCUGUGAAGCCGGUGAUGUUAUUACACAGUAAAGAAUAAAUAUCAGCUCGUGUAAAAUAGUGUGCGUUGAAAGAGCGAGAGAGAGAGAGACAGGAUGUGUCACUUACAGAUAAGAUGUGAACAGAUCAGUAGCUCUCAGACUGACAUAUAAACAGCAAGGAGCUCUAGCAGUGUACCUGCUGAGACUUCUCAAUUGAAGAGCAUGAAAUUAAAAGAUCAGCUGCUCAGUGUUGGAGGGACAACUGGUACAGGUCUCAAAUAAUUAAGCAAAGCGGUGGUUCAGGCAGGGAACUCACUUUUAACCUCAGAUCAAAUCACGUCAACAUCAAGCAUAUUAUAGGUGCUUCCAAUGCAAAUAGUUCAUUCGAAUAGCUAGUAUCUUAUCAGUCUUUCAGUUACCAGUACCUUCAAUGAUCGACAGGGAAGGGAUUUAUAUCUUGCCUCAAUCCAUUAUGUCCCUGCUGUGCACCAGAGUUUGCCUCCUCCUCCUAACGUUGAGAGCAGCUAUCCUGCCCCCCCUGCCCAUGGCUUCCCUACGGUCAGCCUCUCCACCUUUCUGCAAGCUAAUUUAUGGGCAGGGGCACCUCAAAAGGCGAGUUCAAAGAAUGUAUUGUGAAAAUAUGAAUAAUGUAGUCAUGUUGUCUAGUCUAAGCUUUAAUAAAUCGCGUGCGUUUCCUGACUGAAUUGCACUUUUCAACGAAUCUUUUUAGUUUAAAGGCUCACCCGUGGGCCCAAAUGUAAUCUCAGACACACCUUGUCUCUAUGCAAAGCUGGUAUGCAAAAGAGUGUUUCCAUUAACCUGCGCCUCUUCAGCACUCUGCCCUUAGAGGACAGAAAUACAUCAAGAUAACUGUGACAUGUCGUACCCAUGCUUAACUGCUCUAUAAGUUUGUACUUAAAGAAUGAAAAUGAUACCUGAUCUAAUAAAAUGUUUGAAUGCAGAGACAAGUGUACAUCUUUA